This is a messenger RNA of Plasmodium vivax (malaria parasite P. vivax), 1743 nucleotides long. RefSeq names its product variable surface protein Vir12, putative. The record is from RefSeq and is a predicted model, not a curated record. Bases 385 to 1743 code for a protein of 452 amino acids. NCBI's taxonomy places the organism in Eukaryota, Apicomplexa, Aconoidasida, Haemosporida, Plasmodiidae. The transcript has 5 exons.
GAAAUACGGAAAAGGAAUACAUGGAAUAUAAGAUACAUUCCAGUCGCAUUAAAUAAUAACAUAGUUGUUAAAAAUGAUUAUGUUUUUAUUAGUAUAUAAAUGCGAUUCAAAAUGAGUUUGUAAUGUAUAUAUUAUGUUAAUGUGCUAUGAAAUUUGCAACUACAUUCUGUUAGAAAUGUAGAAUUUAAUUUCCUCUUUUGAAGCGAUGAUGUUUACCCCUUUUUGAUAACAAUCCAUGUCCUAAAAAUUGGAAUGAUGAAGCUAAAAAUAAAAGGAGUAUGACACUUGGUAAUUGCAUACUUUUAGGAAGUACUGAAAUGAUGUAAUUAUAGUGCCAAGUUUGAAAACUUUUGGAAUUUUUCCAAUACAAUAUCUUAAUGAAACAUGGCGAAGCCUGCGGUAGCAGAAGUGUCUGCGGAGGAAUUGGAAAAAGUUGCAAAGGAAUUAGGUUAUAAUAAAUUGUAUGAUAAUUUUUAUGUAGUGAAGAGUAACGGAAAAUUUUUGAAAGAUUGUGAUGAAUUGGAUAGUCUUGAUAAAACUUAUAAAGGCGUGAAAGAAAUUUGCAUUAAGCUAGUAAGUUCUUUAGAAAAAAUAGCUGAUAUAGGGAAGAAUAAAACAGAAUAUGAUGAUUACUGCAAUUAUUUACCUCAUUGGUUAUUUGAUGAAGUAGGAAAAAUAUAUAAACCAGCACCCUCAAAGAAGGACGAUACUAUACCAUUUUUUAAUAAGCUUGCUGAUAUAGGGAAUAAGGUCAAUUGGAAAAUUCCUCGAUACAGGUGUAAUACUUUACCUUCUAGAAAUUAUGUUAGUUUGGAUGAACGAAAAAACAGAAAAAAUGCAUAUAUAUAUUUAAAAAAAUAUGAAGAAAUUAAACCGAUUAUUAACGCUAAAGGUAAAGGUAAAUGUGAUCAAUAUGUUAAAUAUCUUAAUUAUAUUGAUUCACUAAAUAAAAAGUAUAAGAAGGAUGAUUGCAGGGUUUUUUUUUUUUCGUCUCGCCCCAAUUACGCUGAUUGUGAUUCCAAACACGAUCCGAAUAGUCUCAUAUCUAUUUUAAAAGAUUGUAAAGGUACAGAUUCUGCUAGAGGUGGAAGUACAAGUGGUGGAUCAUUAUUUUUUGGUUGGCUUGGUUCAUCAACUGGGUCCUCACGAAGUGGUAAGGUUAGUUCUCCUCCAGAAAACCCCAAGGCUGCUAGUGCAGCAGGGGAUAAAGGAAGACAGGAGGUUUCACAAGGUGUAGCAGGUACACGAGAUUCACCAGGUUUAACAAGUUCAACAAGUUUAGGAGCUUCAGCACGUCCUGUAGUCGGAGCAGCUGGAGGGGGAUUAUCUGGACAAUUAGUCACCACGCCACCUGCAGUAACUUUAAUUCCUAAAGCAGGAGAAAAACCUGAACAAGUUGUCCAUGCAACAUCAUCUUAUAGUUCAGGGCCUGGAGGGAACGCACUACCUGAACCCACUGCUAGUCCCGCUGGUGCUUUGGAAAGUGUAUCUAACAAGUUAGACUCAAACUUUUAUCGUAACAUCAUUAUGGCUGCCGCGAUACUUGGAACGAUAUUCUUCCUUUUCUAUUACAACAUGUCUUCUGGAUUAAAAUCGAGGUUUCCCAAAAGAAAACGAAAGAAAAAGAUAUUUGAACAUAAUUAUUAUGAAGAGUAUGAAAAAGAGUUAGAAGAGUAUGGUUCAGAAGAUAUGUCAUUAGAUUCUGAAGACGAUCGAUACUAUUUGAAUUAUCAGCCUGAAUGA